Molecule: messenger RNA, 2518 nt
Organism: Neopelma chrysocephalum (saffron-crested tyrant-manakin)
Lineage: Eukaryota; Metazoa; Chordata; Aves; Passeriformes; Pipridae
Gene: CAAP1
Product: caspase activity and apoptosis inhibitor 1
Exons: 6
Coding region: 38-949 (303 amino acids)
Source: RefSeq, a predicted model, not a curated record
CGCGGCGCGGCCCCGGGCGCGCCGUGUCACCGCGGCGAUGCCGGGCAGGAAGUCUUCCAAGGAGAAGAAGCGGCGCCGCUCGCGAUCCUGCUGCCCGGAGGGAGCCCCGGGGCCGGACGGCAGCGACAGGAAGCGGCGGAGCACCGAGUCCACCCACGAUGCCCUGGAGGAAGCAAAAUGCAAUGUACCAUCUGGAGAAAAAGUGGAAGAACCUGAACAACCCAGUGAUGUAGAAGAAGGAGGAUUAGAUCUCACAGUGUCACUCAAACCUGUCAGUUUCUACAUUGCGGACAAAAAGGAAAUGCUUCAACAGUGUUUCUGUGUCAUAGGGGAGAAGAAACUACAGAGGAUGCUGCCUGAUACUUUAAAGAACUGUUCCAUGGAUGAAAUCAAAAGACUUUGCAUGGAGCAGUUGGAGCUGUUAUCUGAAAAAAACCUGUUGAAGAUACUUGAAGGCAGGAUGGGAGCUGAUUCUGAUACUGACGAGGAGACAAAUGGAGGAGACAAGACUGGAGAUGAUUCAGUCAGUCAACAGGACAACAGUAUAGACUCAACUUCUUCUCUGAGAGAAGACAGCAAACUGGAAGGUCAGGAAUCAAAACAAGGCAAGGGAGAAGAUAGUGAUGUCCUCAGCAUAAAUGCAGAUGCAUAUGAUAGUGACAUAGAAGGCCCAUGCAAUGAAGAAGAUGGCCCAGAUGUGCAAGAAAACACUGUCAGGAGUGGAGCUGGUCAGAUAGAUGACCUUCAGAAGGACAUUGAGAAAAGUGUGAAUGAGAUACUGGGGUUGGCAGAGUCCAGCCCAAAGGAACCCAAAGCGUCCACCUUAGCUGUUCCUCCAUCAGAAGAUGUUCAACCAUCAGCACAACAGCUGGAGCUUCUGGAGCUUGAGAUGAGGGCCAGAGCUAUUAAGGCCCUGAUGAAAGCUGGUGAUGUAAAAAAACAGCCCUGAGAUUGCUUAGGUUUAAUUUUCAGUAUUUGUUUUGAAGAAGAUGACAUCUGUUCUCUUCAGUGCUAUCGUGUAUUUGGGUUGAGUAUGACAUUCCUCAUUCAGACUGUAUUGUGUAUCCUGACCUGUGAUCCAUCAGUUUUGUUGCCUUUAGUGUGCUGCUUCCAUGCCAUGCACAAGCAGAGGUUGGUGCUUCCCUGAGAUGAGGUGUCCUUUUGCUGGCUCAUUUCCUCAAGGAGUCACACAACGUAUGCCAGGAACCCGGUGCCUUCCAGAAAGGUUGUUGUAUCGACCUGGAGUCAUAGAAUGCUUAGGUUUGGAAGGGAUAUGAGACUGCUUGUUUCUUCUUGGGGCCCAUCUUGUCAUAACGUUGGUAUUCUAGUUGAGUGAUAAUUCAUUUAAAAGAAUACGUAAUUUCUUGAAAUUUGAAUUCCUAAAGGGAAGGAUUUUUACCUUUCAAAUAAAUAGUUGAACAUGUUAUUUUCAGAGUUAUGAAAGUGCCUGAAAGAGACAGAGCCCGUCAUGCAGUUUUGUCACUCUUGUCCACUGUUUAUCUUCUGUGUUGUAACUAAAAUAAAGAAAACAGGGUUUUUUCCUGACUGUAAAGCUUUUUUUUGGAAUAUUUGGCAUAAUAUUUAGCAAUCAAACAAUUGAGAAGACCUUGAGCUUUUAACAUUCAACUGAUGUAGUCAUUUCAUGUACCCUGUAAGUAGGAAAAUCCAUCUAAUUUCGGUAUAAAUGGCUUUUUAGAAAAGACAUUUACUUUAUUUAUGAGGUUUUAAAAUAAAAAUUCUAUUUUUAUCCAUUUCAAGGGUAUUUCUUUACAAGUAAAUUGAAUUUUAUGAUUAAUUUUCAUGCUGUAAUAUCUUACAACAAUUAAAAUUAUUUUAAUUUUUUUUAGAAUUAGUGCUUGUUUUGUGUCUGGCUGCUAAUCAAAUGCAUAUUAAAAUAAUUGUGUGGUGGUUACCACAUGCACACAUCAGUUUUUUUUUAAAGGUAUGAAGUUUACAAAUGUAGUCUUUGUUAAGUAAAAUGAUAUAUUGUAUAUUUUUACUCCUGAUCUUUCCUUGGUUGAUACUUAAAAAACAAAUUACAUACUUUGAAACAGUAGUGUAGGUAAUUUCUACAUGCUAUUUUGUAAUAUUACUGCAAACCUUGUACUAUUCAAAUAUUAUGUCUUGAAUUCUCUUUCAAGGUUUACAAUUUUCUUUUUCUCCCUCCUUUUUAUCCCUUUGCUUCUUUCCCUUUAUUCUCUAUUUUCUCUUUUUUCCUGUUUCUUUUUAAACCCUUUUCCUUUUCUCUAUUGGUAAUCAAGUGCAUUGUCUUCAGUAGAAAGCUUCUUGUACAUUUCUUAAAGUAUGGUUGAUUUCCUCUAGAAUCAACAGUAUUAUAAAAUGUUAGUAUAGUGAAAAUUUGAUUAUAAACAAAAUCCUUUAUUUAAUACACCUGAGAAAAUUUCAGUGUGUAUUCCCAAAGUGAUGGCAGUGACCUGAGUAAACUAUAACUGACUGUAAAGUUAUCCACAGCACCUACAUUUUUCUAUUGUUUUUUAGCAAAUGGAGAGUGAAAGUA